UGUUAACAGUUAAAUUAAUGUAUUAAGGGCUCCUGUUUAAGUGCCACUUCUUUUUCAGCUUAACUGCUGACUUUAAUGUCCUGCUUCUGGCUAAUUGUAAUGGGAGCUCUUUACAAAGCACAGGCAUGCUCUGCUGGCAAGGUGACACGGGCCUCCAAGGUAUGGGGAGAGGUCCCUCUACCAGAAGACUUGGAGGCGGAGAAAGAUGUCCAGGUUUCUCAGAGCUUACUGGAUGACGAUGAGGACUUUGUUGCUGAUGAAGCUUCAGGAGACCUACCCAGUGGAGAGGAUGAUGGAAGCACACCAUGGCCUCCAGUCUCUGAGAGCACAAUUUAUUACAGAGCUCUCGUCAACUUCACUGACUCCCUGGUGUACAGCCCUGAGCUCGAGGACAUCUACUCAACAGCCUUUAAUGAGAUCUCUGAAGCAGUGGUGGACACGCUGGAGUCCGACUACAACAGGAUUCCCGGUGUCCAGACAGUCAGCGUGGUCCUCAUUAAGAAGAUGAUAAGAGAGGAUGGCGUUGAUGUAUUUGUGGAGUUGGACGUGGGUUCUGACUACAACAGCGAUGAUGAACAGAUCCGCAAUGUGUUGUACAACGUUGUGAAGGAGGGAGCCAUUGCCUCUUACAUCACAUCAGUCCAGGGCUUUCAGUUCAGGCGGCUUGGGGAAGCACAACCUCUGCCUCCAGUGGAGCCUAUAGCAGUGCCAGUAACCCCCAGCAUCAGACCCUGCAUGGCAGAUGAGCACAGGUGUGGUGAUGGGACAUGUAUCCUGAUGGAAUACCUGUGUGACAACAGACCAGACUGCAGAGACAUGAGUGAUGAGACCAAUUGUGACAUAAAACAGCCACCCCCUCCAAUCUCCACAACCCCUCCCACCUCAACCUCCACCGUCAAGAAGCCCCCGCGGCCCCCUAGCCCACCAGGACCCUGCAGAGCGGAUCAAGCCACAUGCCAGAGUGGAGAGUGUAUCCCUCGAGACUACAUCUGUGAUGGAGAGAGGGACUGCUCAGACGGAAGCGACGAGUUCAGAUGUGGUACCCCAUCUCCUUGUGAACCCAACGAGUUCAAGUGUAAAAAUGGUCGCUGUGCCCUCAAGCUUUGGCGUUGUGAUGGAGACAACGACUGUGAGGAUAACUCAGAUGAAACAGACUGCCCCACCAAGGGUCCUGGUGACAGGUGUGCUCCUGAGCAGUUUGAAUGCCUGAGCGAUCGCACCUGCAUCCCAGCCAGUUACCAGUGUGAUGAAGAGCCAGACUGCCCUGACCGCUCUGAUGAGUAUGGCUGCACCCCUCCCUCUGUUACAAGCCCGCCAGAAGAGUCUGUGCAGGCAGCACGGGGGGCGACGGUGACGUUCACCUGUCAGGCUGUUGGAGUGCCAACACCUAUCAUCACCUGGAGACUCAACUGGGGACACAUUCCUGUCAGCGGCAGGAUCUCCAUGACCAGCGAGAACGGCCGUGGCACCCUGACCAUUCGUGAUGUGAAGGAGGCGGAUCAGGGGGCGUACACCUGUGAGGCCAUCAAUGCUAAAGGCCUGGUGUUUGGUAUCCCCGACGGAGUGCUAACACUGGCAUCCAAUCCAAAUCCAAGCAACUGUCCUGGUGGUCACUUUAGUGUGGAAGGCCGCUGUGUGUCCUGCUUCUGUGCGGGAAUCACCAAGAACUGCAAGGGAACUGGUCGCUACCGGAACCAGAUAAGCCUGCGUUUCACUGAUGAAGAAGACUUCAAAGGGGUGAAUGUCACCUACCCCUCCAGGCCAGGCACUCCUCCUCUCUCUUCCACUCAGCUCAUCAUUAACCCUGAGAUGGAAGAGUUCCAGCUUGUCGACCUGUCGCGCCGUUUCCUCAACCUUGACUCAUUCUGGACCUUGCCUCGCCAGUUUUUGGGCAACAAAAUUGACUCCUAUGGAGGAUCCCUGAAGUACAAGGUGCGGUACACACUGGCCCGCGGUCUGUCUGAGGUUGUGGAGAAGCCAGAUGUGAUGCUGGUUGGAAAUGGACGCAGGCUUGUGUACCGCAGAGGCAACCCCACCCCUGCCAAAGAUGUCAUCCAGAAGGAGGUCAAAUUCACGGAAGAUAACUGGCAGCACUCCAGUGGCCGCCCUGUGAGCCGAGAGGAGCUGAUGAUGACGCUGGCCAACCUGGACAGCAUCAGCAUCCGCACUGUCUACGACAACCACAUGGUCAGCGUGGCCCUCAGUGAUAUUGUCAUGGAUACCACCACUGUGGAGUUCAGCACUCUGGGUCAUGCAAAGAAUGUUGAAGAGUGCAGAUGUCCUCCUGGAUAUUCGGGCCUAUCCUGUGAGAUGUGUUCCUCUGGUUUCGAGCGUGUGCCUGGUGGCUCCUAUCUUGGCACCUGUGCUGGUUGUAAUUGUAAUGGACAUGCCAGCGCCUGUGAUCCAAUCAGCGGACACUGUCUGAGCUGCCAGCACAACACAGAGGGCCCUCAGUGUGACAAGUGUCGCUCAGGCUACUUUGGUGACCCCAGCCGAGGUCGCUCCGAUGACUGCAAGCCCUGCCCCUGCCCGUACUAUGAGACCUCACGGCGGUUUUCUGACACCUGCUUCCUAGAUGUUGACCAACAGCCAACAUGUGAUGCCUGCAGGCCCGGCUACACAGGAAGACGCUGUGAAAAGUGUGCUUCUGGUUACCAGGGUAACCCCCUUUUGCCUAAUGGAAAAUGUGUUCCUCACCAAAGCUCCACGUGUGAUAACAGAGGAGCUAUCAGCUCCAAUAGCAGACCAUGCAGCUGCAAGAACAAUGUGGCAGGCGCUCUUUGUGAUGAGUGUAAGCCAGGGUUCUUCCACCUGUCACAGGCUAACCCUGAGGGCUGUCUACGUUGUUUCUGUAUGGGCGUCACUAAACAGUGCGCCAGCUCCACUUGGAAGAGACAUCAGGUGCGAGGAGGGGUGAACGGGCAGCUCUUCACCCUCUCUAACAGCGCCAACACUAAAACUAUCUCUGAAGGCAUCUCCCAGAAGGGCUCCUCAGAAGUUGUCUACCGCUCCUUCUCCAGUGUCCCCAACGACAUCUACUACUGGGUGCUGCCUGAGAGCUUCAGAGGAGAUAAGGUGACGGCCUAUGGUGGGGAGCUUCGCUACACAGUGAGCUUUGAACCGUUUCAGCGCUCACUGGUGAUUGACGGUCAGCCAGAUGUGGUUCUCCAGGGCAAUGGCAUCUUCCUGGAACACUACUCUGAGACCAAGCCUCUCCCACGUAUCCCUCAAACUGUCACUGUGACCUUCAGAGAGUCUGCAUGGCGUCGCGCUGAUGGGCAGCCGUGCACUCGUGAGCACCUGCUAAUGGCUCUGGCUGACAUUACUGUCUUCAUGAUCAGGGCCACCUACGCAGCCAACAUGGUUGAGAGCAGUGUCUCAGACAUCAGGAUGGACAUUGCUGAUCCUCAAGCCACUGGUAAUGAACGUGCUAUGGAGGUGGAAGAGUGUGCCUGCCCUCAGGGAUACAGAGGACCUUCUUGCCAGGAGUGUGAUGAAGGUUACACUCGGACCAGCUCUGGCCUUUACCUGGGCACUUGUGAGAGGUGCGACUGCAAUGGUCACGCCAGCAGCUGUGACCCGGAGAGCGGCAGGUGUCUGCAAUGUCUCCAUAACACUGCCGGGCCGAGGUGUGAACGCUGUCAGUCUGGUUUCUAUGGAAACCCUUUAACAGGCGAUGCUCAGGCCUGCCAGCCCUGCCCCUGUCCUGGAACCGCUUCCAGCAACCAAUUCUCCCCGACCUGUUAUCUGGAGUCUGAUGGUCAGCCGACUUGUGACAACUGUCCACAGGGAUACACUGGCCGACGCUGUGAAAGAUGUGCUGCAGGAUACACUGGCAACCCACUGCUUGGACAGAGAUGUAAUGUUGGCAACAAUGAAGUCAAUGUUAACUGCUAUAACUGUGACCAAAGAGGAAGUGAAGGCUGCAAUGGUGGUGUGUGCCGCUGCAAGAUGAACGUUGAAGGCCCAUCUUGCUCUAACUGUAAGUCUGGAACCUUCCAUCUCAGCCCGGAAAACAAAGAUGGCUGCUUGUCCUGUUUCUGUAUGGGCGUCACUCAGCAGUGCUCCAGUUCUACUUACUACAGAGAUCUGGUGUCCUCAGUCUUUUCUCCAGGAAACUUUCAGGGAUUCGCUCUGGUCAACCGUCAGCGCACCAAUCGCAUCUCCACAGGUUUCACUGUUGAGAUUUCCACUGAAGGCACUCAGCUGUCCUACAGCAACUUUGACUACCUGGGACAAGAGCCUCAUUACUGGCAGCUUCCAGGGGUCUACCAGGGAGACAAGGUGGGUUCUUAUGGUGGUAAGCUUAAAUACACCAUCUCCUAUGUGGCUGGUCCAAGAGGAACGCUACUUGAUGAUGGUGACAUCCAGAUUAUUGGUAACGACAUCACUUUGGUAGCCCGUCAGCCCUGGCAGAGGAGGCAGCAGGGCAGCAGAGAGACUCACCAGUUUGAGGUUGUCUUCAAAGAGGAAAACUGGCGUCGCCCUGAUGGCAUGCCAGCCACCCGAGAGCACCUGAUGAUGGUUUUGGCUGAUCUGGAUGACAUCCUGAUUCGAGCAUCCUUCUCCACUGAGAUGCGGUCCUCCAGCAUCUUUGAUAUCAGCAUGGAAGUUGCAGUGCCUAACUACAGCGGCUUGGCACAGGCCUUUGAGGUGGAGCAGUGCCGCUGCCCACCUGGAUACCAGGGACUCUCUUGCCAGGACUGUGCACCUGGAUAUACUCGCACUGGAGGAGGUUUAUAUCUUGGCCACUGUGAGCUCUGUGAAUGCAAUGGCCACUCUGACUCCUGCCACCCUGAGACUGGCAUCUGCACGAGCUGCCUGCAUAACACGCAGGGUGAGCUGUGUGAGCAGUGUGCGCCUGGCUUCUUCGGUGACCCCACUGUUGGCACUCCAGAGGACUGCCAGCCCUGCGCCUGCCCUCACACUGACCCAGACAACCAGUUCUCCCCCACCUGUGAGAGCCUUGGAAAUGGAGGCUACCAGUGCACUGCAUGUCAGCCUGGGUACACUGGCCAGUACUGUGAACGCUGUGCUCCUGGGUAUGUUGGCAACCCACAAGAGAGAGAGAAGUGUCGUCCAGACGAUGCCGCAGCCUCCCUGGUGGUGAAGGUUUAUCCAGAGAGAGUCCAGGCAUCCCAGGGUGGCCAUGUCACUCUCCACUGUCAGGUGUCUGGCUCUUCUGUACACUAUUUCCACUGGUCCAGAGAGGAUGGACGGCCCAUCUCCAGCAGCGCUGACAGACGCAGACAAGGAGCAGAGCUUUAUUUCCCCAAUGUCCAGCCAAGUGAUUCUGGCGUCUAUGUGUGUACCUGUCACGACCAGCGCAGCACCAACAGGAGCCGUGCUGAAAUUGUUGUCACAAGUGUCCCAUCCAAAGCUAUUGAGGUGACAGUUGAGGAGCCCAAAGCCCAGACUGUCAGGGUGGGGUCUACUGUCAACUUCAUCUGUACUGCAAAGAGCAAGUCACCAGCCUACACCCUGGUGUGGACCCGGAUGGGUAACGGGAAGCUGCCCAACCGGGCCAUGGACUUCAACGGCAUCCUGACGAUUCAGAAUGUUCAGCCCGAGGAUGCAGGCGUCUACGUUUGCACGGGCUCCAACAUGUUUGCCAUGGACGAGGGCAAUGCCAUCCUCUAUGUGCCAGAGGCCUCACAGACUCAGAUGUUUUACACAGCCUAUGAAAUGUUUGAAGGACACAGAAAGCCUGCAGAGGGGGCCCAGCCUGUGGCCACCAUCACUCCCUCAGUGCUGAAUGUCCAGCAGGGCCAGCGGGCAGAGUUUCGCUGCACAGUGACUGGGAACCCAACUCCUGCCAUUGAAUGGAUUGGACGUCCGGGGAACAGAAUGAGUCCCAGAGCUGUGAUACGAGGUGGCAUACUGACCAUCACAGCAGUGGACCCAGCUGAUGAGGGAGAAUACACCUGCAAGGCCCUGAACACUCAUGGGGAGCACACAGCGCGGGUUUCCCUCUUUGUCCAAAAGUCUAACCCAAGUGGCCUAGGCACCCUGCCCCAAGUCCAAGUCAGUCCCCAAAAUAUCCAUGAAGUCCAUGAAGGCGACACCUUGAGGUUGUACUGCCGAGCAUCAGGAACGCCCACCCCGAAGCUCACCUGGCUGAAAAACGGAGGACAAAUCCCUCAACAGGCCAUUCCCUCUCACGGUUUCCAUCAGUUUAAAAGCAACAGUCUCGAUGUGUUACAGAGACGUAUUGAGGAGCUGCAGGCCCGCAUGGAACGCACUGACAUCGGUACUCUGCUCAUCCCCAACAUCAAGAUAUCCGACUCAGGCACUUACAUGUGUGUUGGUAGCAACAGCAUUGGCUCAAAUAGUGCUCCCAUUAAAGUCACUGUGCUUAAAGCGGACCAUAGCUCUUCCGUGGUCAGCAUCCAGCCAUCUAUAGCUAAUAUUGUAGAAGGCCAGAGUCUGGAGCUCAACUGUUUUGCUCAUGGAAAUCCUCCUCCCAAAGUCACCUGGACGAGAGCCAGCGGACACCUCUCCUCUAACCAUCAGGUUCUGGGCAGUCAGCUGCGGAUCCUGUCAGCCACUCCAGAGGAUUCAGGGGAGUAUAUCUGUCAGGUGCAGGGCAACCAUGGAAACCAAGGAUCCCAUGUCCACCACGCCUCUGUCUCUGUGUCUGUCACUUCAUCCUCUUCACGUCCUCAGAGUCCAAUCAUAGCCAUUGAGCCUCACAGUGCUGCAGUGCGUGUGGGGGAGUCGGCAAGCUUCAGGUGCAGGGUGUACCGCGGAGCCCAGCCUGUCAGAUUGGAGUGGAAACUGGCCGACAACCAGCCACUGCCAGAUAAUGUUAAAGCUAGCUCUGAUGGUUCUGUUAUUACCAUUACCAAUGCCCGCCCUGUGAACCACGGUGCCUACCGCUGUGUGGCAAGCAACCCGUUCGGCAUCACACACACCAUUGUGUCUUUGAUUGUCAAAGAGUCUCCUGUUGCCACCGUCACUCCUCGUGGACCGGUGCACAUCAGGGUGGGGGAACCCAUUAACCUGGAAUGCCAGGCAUCAGGAGAGCCCCGACCCUCAGUCUCAUGGCACAGGCUGGACAGCAACCGCAAGACCAUGCUGAGCAGCCCCGUGCCCAUGGAGUCCAAUGCAGUCAUGCAGAUACUAGUGGCGCGUCCAGAAGACAGUGGCACAUAUGUAUGCACAGCUCGCAACAGCAUGGGCACUACCGAGACCAGGGUGGAGGUCAUCGUUGAGGGAGGGGCUCGAGUGCCCACAGUGCCUAGGGCCUCUGUUCCUGAGCCGCUGAUGGUUACGGUGGAGGGGCAGACUGCAACGCUGCGCUGUGAGGCCCAUGGCUUCCCAUCCCCGUCGAUCACCUGGUCCAAGCUGCGGUCUCCUCUGCCUUGGAGACACAAGGUUGUGAAUAACAGCCUGGUGCUGCCCAAUGUGGGCCGCCAAGACUCUGGAGAAUACAUCUGCAGUGCCACCAACAACAUGGGCACCACUGAAGUCACCAUCAUGCUAGAUGUAGAGACCCUUCCUUAUGCCACUUCUCUGCCUGAUGAUGUGGCUGUGCGGGUCGGGGAGGUGAUCAGGUUGCAGUGCCUGGCCCAUGGCACUCCUCCUCUGACCUACACUUGGACCAAGCUGGAUGGAAACCUGCCACCGAGGGCCGAGGUUAGCGGAGGGGAUCUUCAGAUCAACCUGGCUACUGCUGAGGAUGCUGGGAGCUACAAGUGCAUAGCCAGCAAUAAAGUGGGCAACAGCGAAGUGGUUGCUAAAGUAACAGUCAGAUCCCCCUUGGCAGUGCGUGUGUCACCCCAGGUUGAAGUAAAGGCCCAGGGCAGUGCUGUUGAGUUCACCUGUUCGGCAGCAGGUGGUAUAGAAACAAAAAUUGAGUGGCUGAAAGAAGGAGGAGCCCUGCCACCAAACCACCACAUCAAGGAUGGGGUGCUCAGGAUUGAGAACCUUGAGCAGAGCAAUGAAGGUGUUUAUAUCUGCAGAGCCAGCAGUGUGUAUGGUCAGGCACAGGACACUGCCAGGUUGACCAUCCAAGCGCUACCAAAGGUGAUGAUCAAUGUGCGUACUUCAGUACAGACUGUGAUGAUAGGGAACUCCGUGGAGUUUGAGUGCCAGGCUGUUGGUGACCCUGAGCCCACAAUUAAGUGGAGCAAAGUUGGUGGGUCCCUGCCCGCACAUAUCAUGGUGAAGGGCGGCAUGCUGAGGAUCGAUCAGGUGACAGAGGCCGAUGCAGGACAGUACCGAUGUACGGCUACCAAUAACGUAGGCUCAGUACAGUCCCAGGUGGUCCUGAACGUCCAGUCCCUUCCUCAAAUUGCUGCGCUGCCUGAAACUAAGGAGGUGACAGUUGGGUCUGAUGCAGUCUUGCCCUGUGUGGCUUCAGGAUACCCUGUACCUGAGAUCAAAUGGUCCAAGGUGGAAGGAGAGCUCCCUCCUAAGUGUUUCCAGGAAGUCAACGUGCUGACAGUUCCUCGGGUCACCCAUGAGGAUUCUGGGACAUACGUCUGCACCGCCUCUAACAAACAGGGAAAAGUGGAAGCCUUUACUACACUUCAAGUUCACGAGAGAGUGAUGCCAUACUUUGUCCAGGAACCCUUGUCCUACCUGACGUUGCCCACCAUCAAAAAUGCCUACAAGGCUUUCAGCAUUAAGAUCAACUUUAGACCUGAUAAUGUUGAUGGUCUCAUAUUGUACGCUGGUAUGAUCCUCUACAAUGGCCAGAGAAGGACCACAGGAGCAGACUUUAUCUCUCUGGGACUUGUGGGCGGCCGCUUAGAGUUCAGGUUUGACGUGGGCUCCGGCAUGGCCACCAUACGCGACCCCAACCCUGUCAAACUGGGAGAGUUUCACACAGUUGAGCUGUAUCGCAACCACACCUUGGGCUACAUCAUUGUAGAUGGAGGGGAGCCCAUUAACGGCAGCUCACAGGGCAAGUUCCAGGGCCUGGAUCUAAAUGAGGAGCUGCAUGUGGGUGGUUACCCCAACUACACAGUCCUCGCCAAAACUGCUGGCAUUAAGACUGGUUUUGUUGGCUGUAUUCGUCAGCUGGUCAUCCAAGGAGAAGAGGUCAUCUUUAAAGACCUUGACCGCAGCUCUACUGGUGUUACAAACUGUCCCACCUGCAAGGACCACCCAUGCCAGAAUGGAGGGAGGUGUGAGGACUCAGAUGCCAGCUUGUAUAAGUGUAGCUGCCCCAGAGGAUUCACAGGCAGCAACUGCCAGCACCACUCAUCCCUGCACUGUCACUCAGAGGCCUGCGGACCAGAUGCCACUUGCAUUAGCCGGCCAAAUGGCCUGGGCUAUGACUGCCGCUGCCAUCUUGGCAAGUUUGGAAAUAAAUGCAUGGAUGGGGAAUUGGUGACCACUCCGCUGUUUGAUGGUGAGGAAUCAUACAUAGCCUAUCCUCCCCUGACCAACAUCCACGAUGACCUGCGCGUUGAGCUGGAGUUCAAGCCCCUGGAAAGAGAUGGUGUGAUGUUCUUCUGUGGAGGGAAGAAAAUGAAGGUGGAGGACUUUGUAGCCAUCUCCAUGGUGGAAGGACAUGUAGAGUUCAGAUAUGAACUGGGCACAGGUCAGGCAAUCCUUCUCAGUCCAGAGCCAGUCUCUCUGGGCCAGUGGCACAGAGUUGUGGCCGAGCGAAACAAGAAGGCCGGCCACCUGAGGGUGGACCAAACCCCAGUGGAGAGGAAGACCUCUCCAGGAAAAGCCCAGGGCCUCAAUAUCCACACCCCCAUGUACCUGGGAGGAGUCCCCAACAUGAACAUCUUGCCUAAGCCUGCCAAUGUCAGCGAAAUGUUUAAGGGAUGUAUAGGAGAGGUUUCCAUCAACAACAAGAAGGUGGAUCUGUCCUACAGCUUCAUAGAAAGCAGAUCUAUCCGCAAGUGCGUGGACAACAGCCCCUGUGACCGCAGGCCCUGCCUGAAUGGUGGUCACUGCAUGUCGAGUGUUGAAUAUGAGUACCAGUGCCUCUGUAAGGAUGGAUUUGAAGGUGAGCGUUGUGAGGUGGUGAAAGACGUGUGCCAGAGCAACCUUCAAUGCCAGAAUGGUGGCAGAUGUGUAAACGGCCAGUGUGUGUGUACAUCCGGCCACAAAGGCCUGAACUGUGAAGAAGGCCAGGUCUCCAUCUUUCCCGAGGCCCUGUGGAAUUUGGAAGCUAGCGAGGCAAAUGAUUCACCCUAUCCGUAUGCAGCUCAUUUCCACAAUGAUGGAUACAUUGCCCUUCCUAAAUCCAUUUUUCCAAGGAGUGCUCAUGACUCACCAGAGACCAUCGAACUGGAGAUUAACACUGACUCCUCUGAGGGCCUGAUCUUGUGGCAGGGAGUAGAAACCAAUGGCGCACGCAUUUUGCGAAAGGUGCAUGCUAGUAAAAAGGAACUUGGAGAACACGGCAAAGGCAAAGACUUCAUUAGCCUCGGGCUACAAAAUGGACACCUUGUUUUCAGUUACCAGUUGGGCAGCGGAGAAGCAGAGAUUUUGUCCCAGAAGUCCAUCAAUGAUGGGAGAUGGCAUAAAAUCACAGCCGUCAGAACUGGAAAAGAUGGAUACAUCCAGAUUGAUGGAGGAGCCGCACAACAUGGACAGUCUAAAGGCAGAAGCCUCAUGGUCAACACCAAAGGCAGCAUAUACCUGG
Molecule: messenger RNA, 10612 nt
Organism: Micropterus dolomieu (smallmouth bass)
Lineage: Eukaryota; Metazoa; Chordata; Actinopteri; Centrarchiformes; Centrarchidae
Product: basement membrane-specific heparan sulfate proteoglycan core protein-like
Biological process (GO): cell-cell adhesion
Cellular component (GO): neuron projection; cell-cell junction
Molecular function (GO): cell adhesion molecule binding; calcium ion binding
Source: RefSeq, a predicted model, not a curated record